This is a messenger RNA of Coffea eugenioides, 1665 nucleotides long. Its product is annotated as protein DETOXIFICATION 27-like. The transcript has 8 exons. The coding region runs from base 4 to 1500 and encodes 498 amino acids. NCBI's taxonomy places the organism in Eukaryota, Viridiplantae, Streptophyta, Magnoliopsida, Gentianales, Rubiaceae. Gene Ontology annotation, biological process: xenobiotic detoxification by transmembrane export across the plasma membrane. Gene Ontology annotation, molecular function: xenobiotic transmembrane transporter activity; antiporter activity. The record is from RefSeq and is a predicted model, not a curated record. Gene Ontology annotation, cellular component: membrane.
AGGAUGGAGAGUGCCAAGAGCAAUGAGAUUAUUCAGCCACUAUUAGUGCAAGAUUCGGCGUUAAGUACAAAUAGCCGGGAGAAGUACAUACCAGCUGAAGGUUCAGGAGGAGACCUUAGCAGCAGGGUGUGGACAGAAUCAAAGAAGCUAUGGCACAUAGUUGGGCCAUCCAUCUUCUCCCGCGUCGUCUCCUACUCCAUGAACGUAAUCACUCAAGCCUUUGCCGGCCACCUUGGUGAGGUUGAACUAGCUUCAGUCUCCAUCGCCAACACUGUCAUUGUAGGAUUCAAUUUCGGGUUCUUGCUGGGAAUGGCGAGCGCAUUGGAAACCUUAUGUGGACAGGCCUUUGGGGCUAAAAGGUACCACUUGUUAGGCACAUACAUGCAAAGAUCAUGGAUAGUUCUAUCCAUCUGUUGCUUCAUGUUGUUGCCAUUCUACUUGUACGCCACGCCCGUUUUGAAGUUGCUAGGCCAGCCGGACGAAGUCGCCGAGCUAUCGGGGCAGCUUGCCUUGUGGUUUGUUCCGAUGCAUUUCAGCUUUGCACUUCAGUGCCCGUUACAGAGAUUCUUGCAGAGCCAGCUGAAGACUGGGGUCCUGGUGUGGGCAUCUCUGGCAGCUCUUGUGAUUCACGUGAUUAUUAGUUGGGUUUUUGUGUAUCAAUUUGACAUGGGUGUAAUUGGAGCUGCUGUUGCCUUGGAUAUAUCUUGGUGGGUUUUGGUUUUGGGUAUGUUGGGAUAUACUGUUUGGGGUGGGUGUCCUCAAACAUGGACUGGUUUCUCUAUGCAGGCCUUUUCUGGUCUUUGGGAGUUUACAAGACUUUCUGCUGCUGCUGGUGUAAUGCUUUGUUUGGAGAAUUGGUAUUAUAGAAUAUUGAUAUUGAUGACCGGCAACCUAAAGAAUGCAACUAUUGCCGUGGAUGCUCUCUCCGUCUGCAUGGGAAUCAAUGGCUGGGAAAUGAUGAUUCCUCUAGCAUUCUUUGCGGCAACCGGAGUAAGGGUAGCCAAUGAACUCGGUGCGGGGAACGGAAAGGCAGCGAAAUUUGCAGCAAAAGUGGCAGUUAUCCAAUCAACAGUGAUAGGCAUCAUCUUCUGCGGCCUUAUUCUGUUGCUCCAUAGCCAAAUUGCUUACAUUUUCUCAUCAAGUUCUCAAGUUAUUGCAGCAGUGAACAAGUUCUCGUACCUCUUAGCUCUCACCAUUCUUCUCAACAGUGUUCAACCAGUGCUCUCCGGUGUAGCUGUAGGAUCUGGUUGGCAAGCUUGGGUUGCAUACGUGAAUUUGACUUGUUAUUAUGUAGUCGGGAUUCCCGCGGGAAUCGUACUCGGUUGGUUCUUAGACUUGGGUGUUGAGGGUAUCUGGGGCGGAAUGAUCGUUGGUGGAACUGCUGUGCAGACAGGGAUACUAGCCAUAAUAACCAUCCAUCGCGACUGGGAAAAAGAGGCUGAAAAUGCUUCCAGGAAUAUCCAAAAAUUGUCAUGUCCAAUUCCUGAUUUGUUAUCAUGACUUGUAGACUGAAUUUGUGGCACGGUGGAGUUGCCUGGUUUUUUUGAUUGAAGCUUUUCAGUUGUCAAGAAUAUCUCAUACCAUUAGAGAAUUCGUCAAAAAUUUAUCUAGUGGACUGCGAAUAAAUUUUGUCAAUAAUGUCAAAAAUAUGUUUAGCAGUGCAUU